AAUUUUCUGUCUCUGGUGUCUUGAUUUUCGUUUGUGGCAAUGCAGUUUGUGUACAUGGCACUUAUAAGAAGAAUUUGGAAUCAAUUUUGGAGCAUGGACUCAAACGGAUGAAAAGGUUACAUGUUCAUUUCUCAUGUGGCUUGCCAACAGAUGGGGAGGUAAUUAGUGGAAUGAGGCGAGAUGUUAAUGUCCUCAUAUUUCUUGAUGUGAGAAGAGCUUUGGAAGAUGGGAUGAAGCUUUAUAUCUCAGACAACAGAGUUAUCUUGACGGAGGGAUUUGAUGGUACCGUGCCUGUGAGGUAUUUUGAGAAAGUAGAAUCAUGGCCAGAUAGAAAACCUUUGCCUUUAUAAAUUGGAAUAUGUCACUUUUUUCCUUCAUUCCCUUUUGCAUCCUUCUUUCUUCUUACUCCCUUGCACUGCACCUACCCUCCACCCCCUGGAGAAAAAAGAACGAAAGAAAUUUGUAGCAGGUCAUAAUGCUCUUUGUUCUUCGCUAUUUUCCUUACUAUUACCCACUUUUCCACCAUGAGAUUAAAUCUUACUAUCAUUGUGAUUUGAUUACUAAUUUUAAUGUAUUUCCCCCAAAAGGAAAAGAAUGUUUAGUGAAAUGAAGGUCUUGACGUCUGAGCAAACGAAGGUUAACUUCCCUUUUGCAAGAAGAAAUGAAAGCUGAUUUGUUGCACUUAUUCUUUUCUAUGUAUUUCUGGAAGAACAAGUAGAUCCUUUUAAAUCAGAUAUGAGACUUAACUAUGACUAGUUUGGUGAUCAGACGCAUCUGCAUUGCAGCUUUGAUAUACAGUCAAACCUUUCUAUAACAGUCUCCUUUGUUCCGAAUAUUUUUGGAUGUUAUAACGAAUUGUUGUUAUAGAGAACAUAUAUUGUAAUACAACAUGAAAUUUGGUUCCGAAAAAAAACUGGCUUUUAUAGUGAAGUUUUGUUAUAUAAGGAUGUUAUAGAGGUU
Messenger RNA from Nicotiana tabacum (common tobacco), 960 nucleotides. The record is from RefSeq and is a predicted model, not a curated record. NCBI's taxonomy places the organism in Eukaryota, Viridiplantae, Streptophyta, Magnoliopsida, Solanales, Solanaceae.